AUGGCCUUUGCACAGCAACACCGACCUCAGAGCACUCGACAAAUCUCCUAUCAUGCACCAGAGCCCGCCCCCAAAGUCACGACUAGCUCGCAACACCUCAAGCGACCGCUAGAACAGUCCGAAGAAUGGGUUCUCUUCUCUCCUGGCGCACCCUCCACUACCGCCCAGACACAGACGACGUCGACGGAGCGAACGCCGCGCACAGCUGGCCUGUCACGCUUCAGCGAGUUUGGCUCCCUCGACACGGCUGCCCGUUCAGACCAAGACGACGACCAAGGCACGUGUCUAGGCACAGAGGAGGAGCUGGACAGCCUCGACGAUGGACUGCAUGCCUUUCACGAACCGUCAGACUAUCAUGCACCUGCAGGCAGGUUACAACAGGGCGCUGAUCCCGUACUCCCAACCCAUGAUGGGCUGGGCGAGUUCCAACCCAAUGCUACCAUGCAAGAGCACAUGUGGCAGUUUGAGAGACCACGGCGCCGUGCUGCUCGACGUCGGUCAAGCGUACAGCGCCAUUUCAACCUUCUCGAUGACUCGGAACAGAGCAACACCGAGCUAGAUCGGCGGCAGCGUAUUGAGACAUGGAGGCUAGAGCAGAGCAAGGCACUGUUGGAAGAGAUUGAAAAGGAGACGCGAAGAAGACGGCGCAUGAGCACAGUCAGUACUGCACCCAGCCAAAUCAGCACCACAUCACAAGAGACUACAACCACCACAUCCAAGGCGGCUCCGUCACUUACGAGCACCCACAGUGACUCGUCUGACGAGGGGACCGAGAACUUGUCCUUUUGGCAGCGCAUAACACGAAGAGUGAUCCGCGACCUCAUCGGGCUAGACGAAGACACACUUUCCGUCAUCUUUGGCGAAACCUUGCCGGAAGAGGCAAUGACAUCAGAACCAGUAUCCUCACUCGAAAACUCGGCGAAUCAAGCCCUCGAAGAUGCCCGCACAAACGCCUCUACCCUCUCGAACACCUGGCAAACCAAGCUCCUGGAGCGAGUAGCUCGAGAGCUUGGUAGCCUAGUGCACCAGCUUUCCGAACAUCCAGGCGCGUUCUCCACAUACCAACACAGUGUGCCAACCCCCGACUAUGCUCGCUUGACAAACAGCAUAGCAGCCUCAAGCACUGCUACAGCUCCAUCAACUCAUCUCCCUUCCUCCCGUCUGCCUGCUAGCGCCCGAAACUCUACUUCUUCUCCUGCCUCGGCUCAUUUUGCACCCACAUUUCCGAUCCAAACAUCGCACAUGUACAGCGAAGCAUCGUUGUGGGGCAUUGAAGAAGAGCCCGAGGCAGUCGAUGCGAACCAUGCUUCGGGUCGUGGGGAGGUCCUUCCCCCUGCCGCAACGAACAUUGCAGAAGAUCUAGCCCGAGAAAGAGAGUAUUGGGAGCGCGAAUUGGAUGUGAAGAUGAUCUUCAACUUUUUGCUGCAACGCUUCACCUCACAUCGCUCUGGGAUUUCGGCUCCACAAGUACAACAUGCGAGAGAUGCACCACCUGGCUCUGUAUCGCUGCCAGGCGAACCAACGUCCGCACGGCGGGCAGCCAUCAUUCGAAAACACCACCCUUUGGUUAGCAGGACGACGGAUGCACCGCUCCCGACGUCGUCCUCUGCGUCAUCAAGGGAGCACAAGGCCUAUCGUACCUAUUUCGCUGCAGGACCAAGUCAUUCCACGGCGCGGCAUGCUUCCCAGAAGCUGCGAAGCAAUUCAAGCUGUGCGAGCCAGAGCACCAAGAAGAGUAAGAGGAGUGGCAGUUCGUCGAGAAACUACUGGGAUUUGGGGGGGAGUGUGGGGAGUGUGGCUGGUGAGGUUUAG
Plenodomus lingam JN3 is the source of this 1812-nucleotide messenger RNA. RefSeq lists its product as uncharacterized. The record is from RefSeq and is a predicted model, not a curated record. NCBI's taxonomy places the organism in Eukaryota, Fungi, Ascomycota, Dothideomycetes, Pleosporales, Leptosphaeriaceae.